AUGUCAAGUAGUGAUUUAAAACCUCAAAAUACUAACAUGGAUCCACCUGCUACUGAUAAUAAUGACACCGGUGCUACACAGGGUUUCAAUAAAGUUCAUGGAGAUAUUGUUAAAGAAUUAUACAAAGAUCAAAAUCCACUAGUUGCUUUAGGUUUCAAGAAAUUUGAAGAAACUACUGGAAAAAGUAGAGAAACAUUAGUGUAUGGAAUUUGUGGUAUUGUUGGUUUAUAUUUAUGUCUUGGAUCAGCUGCUCAACUUUUAUGUAACAUUAUUGGAUUUGGUUAUCCAUGUUACAAAUCUAUUAAAGCUGUCAAGACAGAAGAUAAAGAAGAUGACACAAGAUGGUUAAUGUAUUGGUGUGUAUUUGGAUGGCUCACAUGUAUUGACUUUUUUGCUGAUGGUCUAUUUGGUUGGUUUCCAUUAUACUAUUUGUUUAAGACAAUAUUCCUUCUUUAUCUUGCUCUUCCAUACACUGAUGGUGCUGUUUAUUUCUACAAAAAGUAUGCUGAACCAAUUUAUGAAAAAAUCAAUGAAUUUUUUGAUAAAAAAACUAACUGA
Molecule: messenger RNA, 558 nt
Organism: Strongyloides ratti
Lineage: Eukaryota; Metazoa; Nematoda; Chromadorea; Rhabditida; Strongyloididae
Product: TB2/DP1/HVA22-related protein family-containing protein
Exons: 2
Coding region: 1-558 (185 amino acids)
Source: RefSeq, a predicted model, not a curated record